Sclerotinia trifoliorum is the source of this 1213-nucleotide messenger RNA. Lineage: Eukaryota; Fungi; Ascomycota; Leotiomycetes; Helotiales; Sclerotiniaceae. The record is from the annotation of a GenBank genome assembly.
AAUCCAACAAGACAAGGCCACAACUAAACGGCCACGACACAUUUUCAACAACCACAUAUUUGGGAAGGUUCUGAAAGGGAGGAGCAGGCAAUUUUGACUGAAGAACUUUGCAAAUAUGCCGUCUCUCUUAUUCACAUGCUUUCUCGUACAGCUGCUCAUCCACCUUGUCAAUACCUUCGGCGCAGCUACGAUAAAUAACCUAGUAAGCUCUCUUAUCCUAUCCCUUUCCUUUCAUGGGUUUCCUAUAGUCUGUAUACUCUUUUUAAAUGAUGUAGCUAACCCACCGCAGUUAUGGAACCUCUACAAUAUGCUCCCAACCCCGACUUCGCAAUCCGCAGGCGAACAAAAGAAAUUGAAGCGGGAAUAUAUGAAAGUUCGUCAAGAAAUGAAUGCUACCAGUAGUCAAGAUGAAUUCGCCAAAUGGGCAAAGUUGCGCAGACAGCAUGACAAGCUAUAUGAUCAGCUGGAGAAGUCAAGUACGUCCCUUCCCAGACUACAGAUUUCAUUAUUGAGUGACUCAAAAUUAACAUCUCAUCCACAGAAUCCUCCCUCGAUUCCACCAAAUCCACUUUCGAUACCUCUGUUUCUACACUCCGCUGGUUGGGCACAAAUGGUUUACGAAUGUUGUUACAAUUUUGGUUUUCUAAGCAAGCUAUGUUUUGGUUACCUAAAGGAUGGUUUCCUUAUUACGCGGAGUGGUUGUUGAGUUUCCCAAGAGCACCAUUGGGAAGUAUCAGUAUACAAGCAUGGACACUUGCAUGCGCGGCUGUAAUCUUGUUGGUCAGUGACGCCUUGGUUGCGGUGGUUGCUUUGGUUUUGGGAGCACGAACUGGUGUUCAAGGCCAGAAAGCAAAAAAGAUGGAGGAGCCUUUGAAAGCUGGUGGACAAGGCACGGAGAAGGCUGGGAGGAAAGAGUUGUGAGGUUCUUAAUUCUGGAUACACAUACACUUGAACGAAUAUAAUGGUUGUACGAACAUUUCUAUAUUUCUACAAAACAUGAUGAUACGGCAUAAAGAAUGUCUCUCAACAAUUAAGACGCAAAGAUCUUCAUAGCUAACGCUGAGAUCAUGCAACACGAGUGAGAUGACUCUUGGCAGAGUACUUGGGGCUUAAUCUGGGCAUACUUUUUGACUGUGAGAGACCAUUGAGAAAAGGGUCGCCAAAGCUUCGAAAGUGCCACUUCAUGUGUAGCAAAUUAAUACCAUACCUAUUU